AUGAUGCUCUUCGUGUCUCACGCGAAAGGAUUAACCACUGGACUACUCUGGCACGCGAUCGGGACAAAUGGAAGAAUUACUGGCGCCCGCUCGACCAGUUCGAAGAUCAACGGGAGUCAAGGUGAUCAAGGUGUUCAUAAGCCCCAAGCUAAUGGUGAACAUGAACAUCCUAUAACGUUGCGCUUGCAGCCAGCAGUUUGCUCGGUGGAGUUCACAGUCUCAGAAGAUUUCGCCCCUGAACAAGGUUCGCUCGCUAUUCUUGAAGGGCCUUCGAGCUUGCCAAGGCACCAGUUUAUCGUGUUUAUCGACCACGGAGAGGUGGAAAGUUUGGAAUACGUUGUGAGGAAACGAAAUUUGACCAAUCUCCUAUUCACGACAACUUGCGGUGUUUUAUGUUCUGAUUCGGUAGUCACCAUCAAUCUGUAUCAAAUCAUCAAAUCACAAUCGGCAGCGAUGCAAGGUUUUUCACCAGAAGAGAAUAAAAGGAAAACACAACAUGGAACAACUGAAACGAGAGUUGACACUCUUUCUAACUGUGGAGGGAGAGAGGAGAGAGAGGAACGGAUUUGGGAGAGAAUGCGAGAGAGGGAAAGCGGCGACAUAUCUACCUGA
Necator americanus (New World hookworm) is the source of this 612-nucleotide messenger RNA. RefSeq lists its product as uncharacterized. The record is from RefSeq and is a predicted model, not a curated record. The transcript is spliced from 5 exons. The coding region runs from base 1 to 612 and encodes 203 amino acids. Lineage: Eukaryota; Metazoa; Nematoda; Chromadorea; Rhabditida; Ancylostomatidae.